AUGGAUUUCACAAAUGCAAAUCACAAUAAUGGGGAAAUAUUCAUGUUUCAAUCUUCAAGUCCACCAAAAUUGACACAACCAACUCCUCCUCCGCCAACGGUAAUUCACAAGGCAAAGUAUAAGCGUAACAGUAUAUCCAAGAGUCCUGAUGAAGCUAGACAAAAACGUAUCGAGCUUGACGCGCAAGCUCGAAGAAAACAUCGUGAGCAGCUUAUUACUGCUAAGCGAAUUAAACAUAAUUUGGAUGCUUACAAAGACGAUGAUGCUGAAUCCGAAUUUGAUCUGACUCAUCAAGACAUUGAAAGGUUGAAAUCUGGCUUAAAUGAUUCAAAUCGUGAAUCACGCCUUUCAAGUCUUAAAGACUUGUGCACAUACCUUGCGGAUCCUCCAGACACCUUGAGACAUUUUGUUGUAAAUGAUAACUGUAUCGAUAUUCUGAUAAAAUUCUUAUCAGGUACUGAUCCAGAUGAACAGUUACAAGCAACUUGGUGUAUCACAAAUAUUGCCGCGGGUCCCAAGGAAUUUUGUCAAAAAGCGUUUACAGCAAUCCCACAUUUAAUUGCCUUUCUUCGUGGUGAAACUAUUUCGUUACAAGAUCAAGCUGCCUGGGCAAUUGGCAAUCUCGCAGCAGAAGCACCUGAAUGUCGAGAUUUACUUCGUGCAAACGGAGUCUUGGUUCCUUUAAUUGAAUUGCUUAACUCCAAGAAUGUGACCCUUGCUCAGACAAUAUGUUUUGCACUUUCCAAUCUUGCACGUGGCCCAAAUGCAAACUUGGAUGAAUUUUUCUCAGCGGGCAUAACUCAGCAUCUUUUGUUUUAUCUAGGAGCUGAGGAAAUGAAUGAAGUUGUCUCUGAGAUUUCUUGGGUAUUAACGUACUUGACCAGCUCAGAUGAUGACAAAUAUACACAAAUAUUGUUGAAAGAAGGAAUCGUACCACUCCUAGUAAAGCAUAUGCGCCCUUUUAAUCAUGGUCCUCUAGCACUUCCAUUGAUUCGUACAUUCGGUAACAUUGCCAGUGGACCGGAUGACAAUACUGACAUUUUGAUUCAGCAGCCUGACUUUUUACCUGCUAUGCUCGAAUAUAUUCAAAGCGAUUGCAGACCCGUCAAAAAGGAAAGUUUAUGGGUCAUGUCCAAUAUUACAGCAACUCGUCGUCCAGAAGUUUUGAUCAAAGUAUUUAAUGCUGGAUUUAUUCCAAUUCUCUCAACUAUUGCUACGCAUACCAAUUUUGACAUUCGUAAGGAGGCCGCAUAUAGUUUGCUAAACAUUGCUUCACAUGGAGAAGAAUAUAUGAGAUCUUUACCUCAUCAGGAUCUUUUACCAGGAUUUCUAGAAUUCGUUCGUUCUCAAGAUAUGGAUUUGAUACGUUUGGGAUUAGGAUACAUUGAAUUGCUAUUAACUCAAGUACAAAAUGGCCAACAACUCAUUGAGCAGAUGCAUGGUAUCGAUGCGUUAGAGUCAGUUACAUUGCUGGAAGAACCGUCACUGCGUGACACAUCUACUCGCUUAAUGGAUAAAUAUUUUGGUGAAGACUUUUAUUCUAACAUCAACGAAGUUCAACUAGUUGAAUAA
Molecule: messenger RNA, 1572 nt
Organism: Cetraspora pellucida
Lineage: Eukaryota; Fungi; Glomeromycota; Glomeromycetes; Diversisporales; Gigasporaceae
Source: the annotation of a GenBank genome assembly